AAACACUUGAGACGCCUGGUUCAGAAGUCUCCCGAGGUUUCUUGAACACAUCACACACAGACUUACCCAAACAGGAUGUCGUCAGCUCAGAACGCAGCACUCUUCCUGUCUGUCGCACUGGCAGCGUUCAUCAGUCUGCUGGAUGCAGUGCCUGUCUACAGCGGUCUGGCCGAACUCUCCGAAACAUCUGGGGAAGAGCUUCAGGACGUGGAUGGAAAGAGUCCUCUGAGCGACCGGCAGAAGUGGCAUCUGAUGGCCAGAGAUCUGCACAGAGACGUCAAGAUGCUGCGAGACCAGCAGUUUAAGAGGGACUUCAGACAGACGGUGAACAUGACUGCGUUUGAAGACGUGAGAGUCAAAACUCCUCUCCUCAGACCCUCAGACGGCUGUCUGUCCAGAAACUUCAGCACAGAUUCGUGUCUGAGCCGCAUUUACAUCAUCCUGACCUGGUAUAAAGACAACUGGAGCUUCAUCGAGAAGGAAAACCUGACCUCCAGCCUGGUGAACGACGUCAAACACGGGACCAAACGCCUGCUGGAGGCCAUUAACAGCCAGCUUCAGAUAGCAGACGGAGGAACGGAUCAGAUCUCCAGCGCUCCUCUCUCGGCCACAUCCGCGUGGACACGGAAGACCACGGUGCAUUCGAUCCUGUUCAACUUCACCAGCGUGAUGAUCGACUCCUGCAGAGCCAUCAGUUACAUGAGCAAACGCAAAGCUGCGUAUCGAGCCAAAGACACGAAGAGACCCGCAGACUGGAGCUCUGACAAGAACUAAUUUAUUCAACUAGUCUUUUUAUUUAUUGAACAUCACAGAGAGUUCAUUCAGAGCAGAAUAAUUUAAUAUUUAUGGGUCUAUAAUUUUAACUUAUUGAAGGUUGUGCACAAUUGAUAUUUAUAAAUGCUAUAUUUAUUUGCAAGUGUUUUCUAUUUACUUCUCAUUUGCACGCUAUUGAAGAUCAGUGCUGAUGAAUGCAUUUAUGAACUUGAUUGAUUUAUUUAAAACCGGAAUGUGACAACAUGCUGACUGUUUACAAUGAUCUUCAAAGAUUCAAUAAAAA
Molecule: messenger RNA, 1057 nt
Organism: Carassius auratus (goldfish)
Lineage: Eukaryota; Metazoa; Chordata; Actinopteri; Cypriniformes; Cyprinidae
Product: interleukin-6-like
Exons: 5
Coding region: 76-774 (232 amino acids)
Biological process (GO): cell differentiation
Molecular function (GO): interleukin-6 receptor binding
Source: RefSeq, a predicted model, not a curated record